Messenger RNA from Postia placenta MAD-698-R-SB12, 1635 nucleotides. RefSeq lists its product as hypothetical. The record is from RefSeq and is a predicted model, not a curated record. Bases 1 to 1635 code for a protein of 544 amino acids. Lineage: Eukaryota; Fungi; Basidiomycota; Agaricomycetes; Polyporales; Adustoporiaceae. Gene Ontology annotation, molecular function: NADP binding; N,N-dimethylaniline monooxygenase activity; flavin adenine dinucleotide binding. The transcript is spliced from 5 exons.
AUGGACACCAAGAGUGUCGCUGAGAACUGGCUGACGAGGUUUGCUCUGGCUGCCUUCCGGGGCAACGUAGACGCUGCCGUCCAGACUUUCUUUCCGCAUGGCUGGCUUCGUGACGCUCUAGUGUUUACUUGGAACACCCGUUCCCUCGAGGGUCGCGACAAGAUCUCCGCAUACUUGCACGACACGCUACCCGCCGCACAUCUGUACAACUUCAAGGUCGACGAACGGAAAGGCUUCAGCCCCGAGCCUGUACUUGAAGGCACAGGUAUCGGCAUGGGUUUCACGUUCGAGAUGCCGGAUCGUCGAGGCCGUGGGUAUGCCUUCCUACAGGAGGACAUGGCUACGGCCGACUGGAAGGCUCUAUCGCUUUUUACGAUGCUGGAUGCAAUCAAAGGUCACGAGGAAGUAGGCCCAGAGCCUGGCGUGUAUGGCGGGCACACGUUGUCGUGGGAAGAAGUGGACAUAGCGCGCAGGAAGCGGAUUGAGGAAGAUCCGUAUGUCGUGAUCAUGGGUGGAGGGCAGACUGGGCUGCAGGUGGCAGCGCGUUUCAGACAAAUGAACAUUCCAACGAUCGUGAUCGAGAAGAACAAGGCGAUCGGCGAUCAAUGGAGGCAGCGCUAUCCUACGUUGUCUCUGCAUACAACGCGCAACCACCACACGUUGUUGUACCAACCCUAUCCGCAGAACUGGCCGGAAUACACGCCCCGGGAUAAGCUGGCCAACUGGCUAGAGUACUAUGCCAAGUCUCAGGACCUCAUCGUCUGGACGAGCUCAUACAUCAUGCCAACCCCAAAAUACGACCAUGACACGAAACGGUGGAGUAUCAUAGUGAACAAAAACGGGAUGCACGUGCCACUGAAGCCCGCGCACCUCGUUGUUGCGAUUGGCAUGCUCGGCCCGCCCCGCAUCCCUGAGAUCGAGGGGCGCGAGCGGUACAAGGGUGCCGUCUUGCAUGCAAGUGUGUACAUGGGCGGACGUCCGUUUGUCGGGAUGGAUACCCUCGUCAUCGGCGCUGCGAACACGUCCGCAGACGUCUGCCAGGACCUCGCAUUCCGCGGCGCGCGGUCCGUCACGAUGGUCCAGCGCUCGUCGACGUGCGUCGUGUCGAUCAACAACGUGCAAGUGCAGAUGUACCGCAACUACCCGGAUGGCUCCCCGCUGGAGAUCUGCGAUAUCAAAUUCAGCGCGAUGCCGCUGAAUUUACAAAGGAAGUUCUCGAAGGCGCGGGAGAAGCAAUAUUGGGAGGCGGAAACGGCGCUUCACGCGAAGCUGAGGAAAGGAGGGCUGAGUCUGAAUAUGGGCAGGGACGGUUCGGGGCAGCAUUUCUUGGUAUACGAGCGUGCUGGAGGGAUUGAUGUUGGUGUCGCGGACAUGAUUGCUACGGGGCGCGUGAAGGUCAAGUCAGGUGUCGAGAUCGCACGUUUUACAGAGCACGGUGUCGUAUUCACCGAUGGUUCCGAGCUUGCUGCUGACCUCGUGGUAUUUGCAACCGGCUAUAUCGACCCACGAGUGAGCCUUCGCGAGCUCUUUGGCGCCGAUGUUAUCGACCAGACGGACCCCAUGUGGGGCAUGGAUGAAGAAGGCGAAGUACUGGGAUGCUAUAGGCCAUCAAGAUACCCAGGAGUAAAGCUUUGA